ACUCGAUUGUGAGUAAUAUCAAGGCAAUAUGAGCAGCAUCAGCUGAGUGGAAUAAUGUGCAGCUUCGUUGGCAUUUUCAUGAUGCUGUAGGUUGAACGAAACAGUAGUAUCUCAGACAAAUAUGUGACUGCGGCAGCGCAUUUGUUGGUCGUUUCUUAUAUGUGAUCUCAAUCAGGCACGUUAUAUUUUGAACGCAGGAAGCCAACAUGCCCUGGUCCCUUUCACAGCGCGAUAAAUUAUUAUGUACUUUAAUUGCAACUAGAGAAAAUUCAGGGCAUACUGUUUUGUAUUUACAAGGCAGCGAGAAAAGCUUAACGCUAGAGAGUGCAAUGUGCGCAUACGCUUUGGCUUUUGAAAACGUAUUAGAUGUGGUAAGAGUGGUCUUAGUUCGAGGGAGAGGGGAUUCAGCCGAAGCGCGGAAAUUUACACUGCACAAUAAUGCACUGCAGAAAGUGCCAAUUGUUGAAGAAGCGCCCGAAGAGGUACGAGAUGUUGAACUUCCGGCAGUUUACGUUCAGGGAGAACGGAGAGUGAUUGCAGGGCUAUGCUCCUGCUUACGAUACAUACUUCUGCAGAACAGUAGGGUCGAUAUUCUUGGCUUUCGAGCUGCGUGUCUUGCCGCAUGUGCCCAGGUAUCACUAUGGACAUCAUUUUGCGAACGAGACAUGCCUUCGGCAUUGUUGAAUUUUCCUGUGUAUUCCCAAAAGAUGGAUGCACAAAUUGCCAGUUGGUUUCCGCAAGAGCUGCUGUUACUUGAGAAUCAUUUGCGUAUUCCGGUCCGCACCCAUAAUCACAAGCAUCUUAAGCAAAUGCUACAAGUUGAGGAACUUAAUCACGACUUUGUUGAAGGCAUUACGCUUACGCUAUCGGACUUGCUUCUCUUUUUCAUCGUGCAUCUCAUGUUCAAAGAAAUGAUGCAACGCUUCGUGUUUGACCAAACAAUACCUCUUGUAUUUAAGUGGUAUCAAAGAAUGCUGAACCUAAAUAUGACCAAGCCGAAUCUGGCCGUCUUUUUGGCACUGCGGAUAUGUUUAAAAGAACAGUCAAAAGACACUAUCCACUCAGAGUUAGUCGUAAAUCCCCACACUGUUCUCACUCAUAACGGAAUAGAAAAGAUCCGCGUGGCGCAGCUCCCUCUUCCCGCGACGUGUCUUUAUUCACAGAGCAAAAUGAAUAUGUCCCUAAGAACGCGCGUCAAGCACAAAGACGCCUCAAAACUUCUCCGAGUACUUCAGCACUGUCCAUCACUAAUCAAAGAGAACGUGGACUUCCAUCAGCUACUCCCCUGGGAUGAGCUUCCCGAAGAAGUAAGGCCAGAAUCUGGAGGCCUACCUGAAAAACGAAUUCAACGAAAGAGGGAGCAAAUUAGCAAUGUUGUUAACGCCGUGAUAUCACUCAUCGAUAAUGGAAGCUCGCUGACAAUCGUAGAUUUUUGCUCAGGCGGCGGCCAUGUGGCUAUUGCAGUAGCCUAUCUGUUACCAAAUUGCCAAAUAGUCCUGGUCGAAAACAAGUAUGAAUCGCUACAUCGGGCUCGAGCACGCGCUAAAACAUUGGGCUUGAAUAAUGUACGAUUUUGUCAAUGCAAUCUUGACCGAUUUUGCGGUCACUUCGACGUUGGCGUGUCCCUGCACGCCUGUGGGGAAGCCACGGAUCUCGCGAUGGAUAAAUGCCUUCAGUCUGGAGCGUCAUUUGUGUCGGUUCCCUGUUGUUAUGGGGGCAUUAGUCGAGCCUUUCCAUUGCAUGAAACACUGACUAAUGCUUUAAAAACAAUUCAGCCAAAGCAGGAUAUUGGCGAUGCAGCAGUUGUCCAAGAAUUUCCGAACCAGGGUCCUGAUGACACCUCGAUGUACAAGCUCUUGUGUCAUUUUGCUGAUCGGAAUGAAUGCGAGGAGGGUGCUCUUUGUAUGAGCAUAAUCGAUUCAGACCGGACCCGAUACAUCACAUCUCAUGGCUACGAGACGCAGCUCACGAAUAUUUUACCAUUGAGUUGUACGCCUAAGAAUAAUAUGAUCGUUGCACGAAAACGUUUAGCUAAACAAGAACCACUUACUUUGAGUUGAUUUCACCCUUUGUCCGUGGAGGCUAAAGAAGCAAAAGUGUUUAUGUGGCCCAAUUAAAUGGCAUCUGCUACGUCCGUGGCAGUAUUAGUGAUACUAUAGGCGAAGUUGGUGGCCUUGGAUACGGAAGAAUUGAGGUUUUGAUCCAGUGGUACAUAUUCUAUAAUGAAUGAACGGUAUUUCUUAUACUGUCCUGGCCCGAUUAAGUAUCUAGUAUUAAAUUAGCUUAAUUUCUUGCAAUGAGUAAUCGGCGAGUAUGAUAAGUCACAUUCGUGGCCAACAUUCUAGUGGAAAAAGACGAUUUAGCUUUGAUUUUGAAUAAAUCCUAAAGAGCAAAAGUGACUGGCAUUAGUGCAUCGAGGCACGGUCUGUGUUUUCAGCUAGUUUACGAGUUGCUGUCAAGCUGUUUUCCCUUAAAAGUGCUUUUAGGCGCUCGUCACUGAUUUCGUAUGGCGGACCAGAACGGGCGCACCCUCGAGGUCCAAGAUGGCAUUUUUGGACCGUCUUCGAGCUGUUUUCUCACUUACAUAGUCUUCGUUGGAUAGGGCGCAAAAUAUACCUGGCACACUAGUGGAUUUUUUAUUUAAACAAAAGGCGAAAUCGUAUAAGCGCCGGAAGUGCAUUUUUUUAUUUGCAACAUCUUGUUUUGAAGUCUAAUCUCGACAUAGAAUUCCAAAUACCGCAAAAAAAUCAAUACACUUAUAAAGUAUAGAAAAUUUAUCAGAGUGGAAAGUAUCUUUUUAUCCACGAAAAACAGUAAUUACAUAUAUAUAUAUAUGGUAAAGGAGUAACUGAAACAAGGAGCGUUUAAGAAAUAGCUCGUCAUGACUUCUGCAAUAACAUAUCGACUUGGUUCAUUGUGUAUAGACUCUGUUUAGGAUAAGCUUUAUAAAUCAUAUAACGUGCUUCAUACUUAAUUCCAUUAAGUUAGUCUGAUUAUUGAACUAAUUAUACUAAUAUAUAUGGUCUGACUAUUGAACUGAUUAUAAUCUAAAUUAUCGAACAACAUUCACUACUUUCUCUAGCGCGUCGAGAAAAUCAACGGAGUGGACGUCUAUUUUAAACUAUCAUUAGAGAACAAAUAUCUUUGGUUUGGAACCAAAUAUACGAAAUACUAAACAAAAAACGAAAAAUAAAUAAAAUAGACUGCCCUGUAAAUUUCA
Molecule: messenger RNA, 3220 nt
Organism: Varroa destructor (honeybee mite)
Lineage: Eukaryota; Metazoa; Arthropoda; Arachnida; Mesostigmata; Varroidae
Product: glutathione S-transferase C-terminal domain-containing protein homolog
Cellular component (GO): cytoplasm
Source: RefSeq, a predicted model, not a curated record